This is a messenger RNA of Lampris incognitus (smalleye Pacific opah), 780 nucleotides long. Its product is annotated as keratin-associated protein 10-3-like. The record is from RefSeq and is a predicted model, not a curated record. The transcript is spliced from 2 exons. Bases 1 to 780 code for a protein of 259 amino acids. NCBI's taxonomy places the organism in Eukaryota, Metazoa, Chordata, Actinopteri, Lampriformes, Lampridae.
AUGGAGUCAGAGGACUGCGGCAGCCAGUAUGCAGCCAGUAUGCAGCCAGUAUACAGUCACUAUGCAGCCAGUAUGCAGCCAGUAUGCAGCCAGUAUGCAGUCAGUACGCAGCCAGUAUGCAGCCAGUAUGCAGUCAGUAUGCAGCCAGUACGCAGCCAGUAUGCAGUCACUAUGCAGCCAGUAUGCAGCCAGUAUGCAGCCAGUAUGCAGUCAGUAUGCAGCCAGUACGCAGCCAGUAUGCAGUCACUAUGCAGCCAGUAUGCAGCCAGUAUGCAGCCAGUAUGCAGUCAGUACGCAGCCAGUAUGCAGCCAGUAUGCAGUCAGUAUGCAGCCAGUACGCAGCCAGUAUGCAGUCACUAUGCAGCCAGUAUGCAGCCAGUAUGCAGCCAGUAUGCAGUCAGUAUGCAGCCAGUACGCAGCCAGUAUGCAGUCACUAUGCAGCCAGUAUGCAGCCAGUAUGCAGUCACUAUGCAGCCAGUAUGCAGCCAGUAUGCAGUCACUAUGCAGCCAGUAUGCAGCCAGUAUGCAGCCAGUAUGCAGCCAGUAUGCAGUCAGUAUGCAGCCAGUAUGCAGCCAGUAUGCAGUCAGUACGCAGCCAGGAUGCAGCCAGUAUGCAGUCAGUAUGCAGCCAGUAUGCAGCCAGUAUGCAGUCAGUAUGCAGCCAGUAUGCAGUCAGUAUGCAGCCAGUAUGCAGCCAGUAUGCAGUCAGUAUGGGGCCAGUAUGCAGCCACUAUGCAGCCAGUAUACAUGUGGAUGGAGAUGGCAGAAGCUCAGUCGUGA